Messenger RNA from Westerdykella ornata, 1851 nucleotides. RefSeq names its product acid protease. NCBI's taxonomy places the organism in Eukaryota, Fungi, Ascomycota, Dothideomycetes, Pleosporales, Sporormiaceae. The record is from RefSeq and is a predicted model, not a curated record. The transcript is spliced from 2 exons. Gene Ontology annotation, biological process: proteolysis. Gene Ontology annotation, molecular function: aspartic-type endopeptidase activity. Bases 100 to 1740 code for a protein of 546 amino acids. Gene Ontology annotation, cellular component: fungal-type vacuole.
CCCGAAACACCAUUAUUCAGUCUCUCGAUUCUAGCUUCCUACAAGCUGCUUGGUUAAUUUCUAAGUCAGAACUCGAAUAGAGUGUGCGUGCGUGGCACAAUGUCAAACAUCUCAGUCGCACAUCCUUCUCCCUUUUCGUUCGCCUCUUCACAGUUAUUCGACGGUACGGAUGGGAGCUGGUCCUCGUUUAUUGUCCGAGUAGGAAAACCUGAGCAGAACUUCCGGAUCCUUCCCUCCACAACCGGGCGUGCAACCUGGCUGCCCCUCCCGCAAGCAUGCAGACCUCAGGAUCCGGAUAUAUGUGGUCAAUCAAGGGGUGGCUACCCUUCACAAGAGGGCAAGUACGGCUUUGAUUAUAACAGCUCUACGACCUGGAAACAGAUUGGCAUCUAUAAUCUUGAGAUCGGUGAACGCUUGGAUAUCCCCGCGAAGGGCACAUUCGGUUUCGACACCGUCGGAUUACAAGUGCAGAACUCAGGCGGCCUCACCCUCUCCAAUCAGAUUGUUGCCGGCUUCGUUACUCAAAAAUUCUGGAAUGGCCAAUUUGGCCUAGAUGUCAAACCAUCCAAUUUCUCGGACUUUGAGAAUCCUCAACCGUCCUUUAUGACGAGCUUGAAGAAUGAGCGUAUGAUACCAAGCCUCUCUUAUGCCUAUACAGCUGGUGCUUCCUACCGACAGCCCAAAGCAUUAGGAAGCUUGACACUCGGGGGUUAUGACGCUGCAAGAUUCGAUGAGAAAUCAGACAGCUCAAUCCACACAUUCCCGUUCAACAGCGAUGACUCGCGCAUCCUUUCUUUGGGUGUUCAGUCAAUUACUUCAUCCACUUCGAUUGUCGAGGAUGGGCCACAGGGUCUCAUGACAGCACCCAUUGUGUCCAUGAUCGACUCAGCCGUUGCUCAGAUCUAUCUGCCUCGUGCUGUUUGCGACGAAUUCCAGGCGCGUUUCGGCCUCACGUACGACAACCGAACAGGGUUUUAUCUCGUUAAUGACACAGUCCACACACGGCUUCAGCAACUCAACCCAACAUUCACCUUUGUACUGGGCAACACCAACGAUCCCUCCAAAGUGGUCAACAUACGCCUUCCUUAUGCCGCCUUUGACCUGCAGCUGACGUGGCCUAUCUUCAACGAGACUAAAAAUUACUUCCCCAUACGGCGGGCAGUCAAUGAUAGUCAGUAUACGCUUGGGCGGACCUUCCUCCAAGAAAGUUACCUCAUCACCGACUACGAAAGAUCCAACUUCUCCAUCUAUCAAGCGCGAUUUGAAAAUGGAUUAUCAGCACCUCAGCAGAAGAUUAUCCCAAUCCUCUCUCCUUCCUCCCAGGACUCUACCUUGCCUGGUGCAACUCCAUCUCCAUCGGGGAGACGUUCACUGAGUGCAUCAGCAAUUGCGGGAAUUACAGUAGGGACAGUAAUUGGGGCUUUGUUGGUUGUUCUGCUUUUCCUCCUUUAUAUGCGCAGACGAAGGCAUAGGGUAUCUCCCGUCGAAGAUGCUCCUUACCUGCCAGAGAAACCUGCUGUAACGUACGAGAUGCAUCAACAGCCGACAGAGCUAGUUGGGGACAAGGUCCAAUAUGAAAUAGACUCGAAGACAUAUCAUAUGAUGGCUGCUCACGGCAGCGAAAAGCACAACAUGACCCACGAACGGGGUAUACAUGAGUUGCCAGCGUCAGAUAUUAGCGGGAGAGUGGAGAAGACAGGCAGAGAAAGUGAAAGAUGUAGUGAGGGCAAUUGGAUAUAGAUGAUGAGUUGAAAGCCAUGCAGGUGGAUUAUGUUCAAGUAGCUCUGCAGCUCGGGGAAAUGUGCGUAAGGUUGCAUUCCCUUGUUCACCUAUUAUCUUAGAGAAGACCGG